Molecule: messenger RNA, 2703 nt
Organism: Aspergillus puulaauensis
Lineage: Eukaryota; Fungi; Ascomycota; Eurotiomycetes; Eurotiales; Aspergillaceae
Product: glycoside hydrolase family 55 protein
Exons: 10
Coding region: 1-2703 (900 amino acids)
Molecular function (GO): polygalacturonase activity
Source: RefSeq, a predicted model, not a curated record
AUGGUUAGAAUUCAAUUUCUCAGAGUCCUCGGGGCUUGCACCCUUCUGCAGGCCUUUACCAGCCUGGUCUCAGACGUCGACGGUCUUGCCACUCCACGAAAGGAGGAAUCGCCUUCUAUCUUCUAUUCAAGGGGAGAAUUUGGCUCUCAUCAUUCUUUGCUCAAUGAAGCAACCGAAGAAAGUAUUGACGACGCGCGCGAAGUUGUCCGAAUUGCCAUAGAUACAAUGACAAAGCUCAACAAAGCCCGCCUCGACAACCCAAUUCAUGAUACGCACAGGCUGCAUUCAGGUGCAAACCUUACCCGAAGAAAUGAUCGUGGUUAUCCUCCUCUACUUCAGAUUACCGAAGAAGUCGCGCAUGCUGCAGCUCUUGUCGCAGAGGCAGAUACGGCAAGCAAAUUGGCUGCUGGAUCCGCUACACUGGCCACUCGAGCAGAAGGGACGUUCUGGAUGAAGGACAUCAGACGCCAGGGAACUGUUCCUUGGGGUGAUGAUGCACAGUAUAAAGUCUUCCGAAAUGUCGUUGAUGACUACCAUGCUGAUCCAACUGGAGCAACGGAUUCCACUGCCGCCAUCCAAGCCGCCAUCAACGACGGUAACCGUUGCGGCGCAGGAUGCAACGGAUCAACCAGAAAAAAUGCUAUCGCAAACGAUUGGCCGACCAUCAAAGCAGCGAGCAGUUUCGUAGGCCUGGGAGUACUCUCAACUAACAAGUAUGUGGGUGGUACUGGGCCUGAUGGCGGUGAUGCCGAAUACUAUGUCAACACCGCACGGUUCUACAGCCAAAUUCGCAACAUCCGUAUCGAUAUCACAUCCACGGACCCAAAUGCGUAUGUCUGUGCCAUCCACUACCAGAUAGCACAAGCUACUAGUCUGCAGGAAGUGGAGUUAAUUGCUACGACUGGGACCACACAACAAGGGAUAUUCUCAGAGAAUGGAAGUGGGGGCAUCAUGUCCGACAUCACAUUUCGGGGUGGUAAUUUUGGCUUCUAUGGUGGAAACCAACAGUUUAGUGCUUAUCGAAUGACCUUUAUUGGCUGUUCGACGGCCGUUCAAAUUAUCUGGGAUUGGGCCUGGGUCUGGAAAUCCCUCCACAUCCAAGGUGCUGAUGUUGGAUUUCGUCUUAUCAAUAGCGAUGGUGGCGGCAAUAUUGGUUCUGUGUCCUUCGUUGACUCCAUAUUCGCUGAUGUGACUACCGCCAUAAUCUUAGCACCCGCAUCUGCAACUCCUGGUUCUGGUACCACCGGUUUGAUCUUGGAUAAUACUAGGAUCGAUGGACCCAUCGUGGAUACUGCUGGUACGACGUAUUUGGGGGCCGGAUAUUAUGACAAUUGGGUCCUCGGCGCUACAUACACAGGUGGGACACGAUCUUGGACAUCAGGGGCUUCUCUUUCAUAUCCUCGAGAAGAAUCACUACUCGGGAAGAGGGUUUCUGGCCUAAAUGAUCUGCCAUAUUUCGAGCGAAAGAAAAACCAGUACGCAGAUAGGUCCAUCGGUGAUUUUGUCCAGCUUAAAUCCCUCGGUGCCAGAGGUGAUGGUGUCACGGAUGAUACGGCUGCCAUCCAACGCGCAUUUAACGACUACGGGGAUGGAAACAAAAUUAUAUUCGUGGAUGCUGGCACUUAUAUACUGACUGAUACAGUGGUACUUCCUAAAGACGCUAAAAUUCAUGGAGAAGCAUGGUCACAAUUUGCUGCUUUUGGGAACUCGUUCUCCGAUGCAAGUAACCCACGGGUGAUGCUCCAGAUCGGUAAUAGAGGGGAUGUCGGUACUGUAGAAAUGCAGGACUUAAUUUUAACGACGAAAGGUGGCACGGCCGGGGUGGUAUUGAUGCAGUGGAAUGUUAAAGCAGCUAGCCCAGGGUCUGCUGCACUAUGGGAUGUUCAUGUUCGCAUUGGGGGUGCUACUGGAACUUCUCUAACUCCACAAGAAUGUCCCGCCUUGACAGGUGGAACGAAUCCGGCAUCUUGCCAGGCGGCAAGUCUCAUGCUUCACCUUACGCCGGAGGCCUCAGGAUAUUUUGAAAAUAUGUGGCUCUGGGUGGCUGACCACAUGAUAGAGUUUACCAUCAACAGUGACCCUGACCUCGAUGAUGCUUACAAUAAUAUGGCUCAGGUUAGUGUAUAUGUCGCCCGUGGAAUGUUGAUCGAAAGUACCUCUGCUACUUGGCUCUAUGGCACAUCCUCAGAGCACAGCGUCUUCUAUCAAUACAAUUUCCACCGCGCCCGUAAUAUCUUCACCACCAUAAUUCAAACAGAACCACCCUACUACCAGCCCAACCCUAGACCACCAGCACCAUUUAAUAACCAAGUCGGUCUUUAUGAUUCGGAUCCAGCUUAUAGCUGCAGCGGUGGAAGUUUCAACGGCUGCGACGAGGCCUGGGCAGUCAUCAUCACGGAGAGCCAAAAUAUCAACAUUGGCAGCGCGGGUACAUACUCCUGGUUUAGCUCUUACACUCAAGACUGCAUCGACCGUCAUGCUUGCCAGGAGACCUUGUGGCGCCUGGACAACAAUUACGAUAAUGUCCGUUUACAGCAUAUUAUCGCUAUUGGAGCGAAGUAUAUUUUGGUGUCUGAUGGUCAGGGGAUUUUGUCUACUGAUAACCUGGGAGUCACGACUCAUCCAGCGUGGGCUCAGGUAUCAAUAUUCGAUGUCCCCUCUCGUGGCCAAGCACCGCUGAAUGUCUCUUCUCGGCUGCUUUAA